Molecule: messenger RNA, 3395 nt
Organism: Microstroma glucosiphilum
Lineage: Eukaryota; Fungi; Basidiomycota; Exobasidiomycetes; Microstromatales; Microstromataceae
Exons: 2
Coding region: 275-3208 (977 amino acids)
Biological process (GO): regulation of cyclin-dependent protein serine/threonine kinase activity
Cellular component (GO): nucleus; cyclin-dependent protein kinase holoenzyme complex
Molecular function (GO): cyclin-dependent protein serine/threonine kinase regulator activity; protein kinase binding
Source: RefSeq, a predicted model, not a curated record
UAAUUCACUGAGCUUUCGUGACUUGGACGCCAAGAUACCCGCUACUUCAAAAGUGGGACCUGCUUCCCCUUGCACAAACAUCCUACAGCCAUCGAGCAGCCUCAACCUUCCCCUCCGGUAUCUACAUUUGGACUACGACGCGUGCAGCGCUCGAGUCUGAUUCUCUACGGACCGCGUGUCUGGUGGUUGAUCAUCUCGCCUUCAAGAUCACUCCGUCCACCUGAGAGUGUUCGCCAAGCCUUGCGAGGCUCGGACAGUCUCUCAACGACGAAGUAUGGCUUACACGACAGUGCCGCCCGCGGUGGAUGCCAUGUCGUACGGCAACCUCGCUCAGCAGGCACCACUUCCUAUGCAUACUUCGACAUAUCAGAGUGCCGAUGGGACGCAAGCCUUCGCCGUCGACGAGUACGGACGCCAUUGGCAACUUCCGCCCGCUCCAAAACUCACCUCUGCAGCAGCGCGACGAUGGAACGAUGCUGUGCAGGAUCGAUUCUCGUCGAUGCUGCCCUACACAGCUCCUUGGGCGGCAAUGACGAAUCCAUCCUAUCAGCAGGCACACCAGCAGCCUGCCGGACCUCAGCAUCAUUACGAUAUCGAACAACAGAUGAUGCUACACCAUCAGAUUUCCAAGCAACAACAAAGGCGAUCGAUCCCGCAAUUGCCACCACCCCGCUCGCACUUCGGUCAACAUACGCCAGGGUUUCUCCCACAGUACCAGACGCAGCCAGGUUCAGCUUUUGCCGCCGGCCGACCCUCCGCCAACAACGGGGGCUGGCAGAACUUUGAGCAAUCGUCCGAUUCCUUCUUGCCCACUUCCUAUUCGCAACAAGCCAAUUGGACUCAGUCGAACGCUCUGCCAGAGCAUCCCUACCAACGUUCUUCUUACGGUGCGCCGGAGACGUGCCCUGCGAAUCCUCCUUCUUACGACCUUCGUCAAACACAGUCUCAGCAAGGGGCCGCUGAGGUCGAGCAGUUUCGACUUGCUGAAAGAAACGCCUGGCAAGAUCCCUCCUACCGCCAUGACUACAACACAUGGCAAAGCGGCAACGGUCAGCCUGCUCCUUUCCAGGAGAGGAGACGGUCCGAAUUUGCGGACCGUGCCGGCGCAAGGGCGCAGACUUAUGAUUGGACGUUGCCUGCACCGCAGCAGAGUCAGAAGUAUUGGCAGGGACGGGACGAAGGUGGUCAGCAAGAAAGCCUGAGUCGAGGUGGAUGGCAGCAUCAGUCGAUGAGCUACGGUCAAAGCCGGCACCAUUCUCGAUCUCAGUCGCAGGUCCCAGCUCACUGGCCUUCGCAAAUUGACCAACAGCACCAGCAGCAAUCUCUUCAGCAACAAGAGAGACAGCAACGUGCCCCCUCUUCUGGUAACCAUCAUGCUCAGCCGCACCUAUCACAAGGACACAUUGCAUCUUCUCAGCAGCAACAGCAGUACGAUGCAGGCGCACCUGCUGCUGCAGCGCAUGAAGUGAUUCAGGAGCCUGCCGAUUCUGCGCCAGCGCCCCCGUCUCCCAACACUCUUGAUCGCUCCGGUGUAUCCAUAUCCAACUUUGGGGCCGAGCUCGUCUGGAACGCCUGCAUUGGACUUCUGGAUCCUGAGCUCAUUCUCGAAGCUCGUCGCGAAGAUCUCGGGGACAGCAACUCGCCCACUAGUACAUCGAGCUUGUCAAGCCCGAUGCUCAGCACACCCCUGACAACGCCACAGUCUCCAUCUUCGGGCGGCAAAGACCUUGAUGCAUCUGCAAAGCUACUGUCCACUCUCGGGCUCAAUUAUGGUCUGCCGCCCCACCACGAGCAAGACGAAGCGGGUGAGGCUGAGUGGUCCGCCUGGGAGGACGGUUCGCACAACAGCGGCUCGCGACCCUCUGAAUCUUCAAGUGGUCCGGGUAGUGCUGUGCGGCAACCGUCUACUUCGUCUUCUGAACAACCGUCGUCACAGCCUCUGCAACCCACACCUUCUGCCUUAAGCAGUCCGAUGCAAUUGUCUUCCUCUUCGUCGCCUCGUGACAAGGGAGCGGCAAGUGCAAGCAUUGCCAGAACCCGUUCCGGCUCGCGACAAGCUGUGGGGCGCACCAGAUCUCAAGAGCGCUCACGGGCUUCUGUCCUCUCUGUCCUGGGUCUUGUCUCUCCCCAAUGGCAGUGGACGCAUGCCAGUGCCAGCUUACCCACUCUCUUUGACCAGUCGCAGAGGUCAUUUGAAAUGGAUCGUCAUCGCGACGGCGAAGACGCUUCUGCUCACAUGCCGUCUGCUGUUCAGGGCAGCGAAAGCAGCCCUGCAUUUCGUCGAUUUGCGCAUCAAGUUCUGGCUCAAACGCUCCUCUCCCCUACGGCGUUCUUGCUGGGAUUGCUAUACGCUCUUCGCAUUCCUCUGAUCGCCGUCGACACACAGGGUCGCAUCGACCCCGAAGCGGUUGAAGUCCUGGCUUCUCCUCCUUCUGCCGCGCCGUUCAAAAUCUUUACUCUUGGACUGAUGAUCGCCAACAAGCACUUGGAUGACAAUACCUUCCUCAACAAGACUUGGAACGAGGUUACUGGGAUUCCUCUUACAGAGCUGAACAAGAUGGAGCAGUACUAUCUGAUCCGCAGCAACUAUGAGAUCGCACUUCCCGAUCGCAUUUGGGUGUCGUUUCUCAAGAGGGUCCAGAGGCGAGAGGAAAGCAAGGGGUGGGCCGCCAGUCCUAACGAUAGGACCAACCAACAGCAUCGGCCUGUGGGCAACGGCCGAGGUUCACUCACGUCUGCACAUGGUGCAUCGCCAUCAGCCAGAGAUGAGACGUCGCAGAAAGUACUUUCUGCACUCAGUGACAUGCUGUCCGCUCUCUGGUCGGCGUUACCUCAUCAGCAGCACCAAGGCAUUUCUUCAGGCGAAGGUCGUUCCCAAUCUCACCAGCCACAGCGGCCGACUGCUGCUUUGGUAGAUCAUCAUCAUCAGUGCCGGUCUGCUCCUGCAGGUGCGAUGCAGUACGGGGUCAGUGAUGAUCUGCCCUCUCGACUUCCAGCAUCGCAGUCUCAGCGACCUGGCUAUGAUGCCUUGGCACGCUCUCUCUCCGACUUUGCGGCCGCUUCCGCGUCGUCGGCAUCACCAGCGACGACUACGACUUCGUCGAGGCCACCAAGUCGUACGCACCCUCGCAUGCACGAAGCGCCGCUAGCGCCUUCUGCCCUUCUAGAGCUGCUGAACAGCGGCAGGAAUCUGACCAGUGCCCACUGAAAUGCAAGAUCGGUUCUAGUCAAGCUUGCACUUGCCUACUGUUGCCUCCUUUUCGUGCACCAAAAGCGUCCAAUUAAGCCCUCGUCACUUGGCGCAGUCCCUGUUCCAUCAAAUCUCUCGUAUCGUCAAGAUUUCCUUUCCCUGCUAGCGUCCGCGAAUGGAGGUCCCCGCGCUUCUGCUCUCAUCG